UCAGCAAAAAGGUCAACACUAUGGCUGCUUGACCUCUAAGCGCAGUGCUUUGAUUGCCUUCUCUUUACACUGAGUUAAAGAGGAAUAAAGAAUUCCACUCGCGAUUCUCUUCCAAUUCUCAUCUAUUAAGUUAAACCCCUUUUCAUUCCAAGCUAAACCACCCAGUUUUCUAGAGGGCUUCUCCGUUUUAACAUAGAAAUAGCUCCAAUGGCAACGGUAUCAGAUGUGGGUGUGAACGGAGAGAAGAGGGCUAAGAUAUCCCCUGAUUUCUUGGAGAGUAAGGGGGUCCAGGAAACUAAGGCUCUACUUUCAGAGCUGUGCCGCCAUUUUUAUGGGCUUGGAUGGGUUUCUGGAACUGGCGGCAGUAUCACCAUCAAGGUUCAUGAUGACGCUAUUCCCAAGCAGAAUCAGCUCGUCGUUAUGUCCCCUUCUGGCGUUCAGAAGGAGCGGAUGGUACCAGAGGACAUGUAUGUGUUAUCUCCAGAUGGUUCUGUUUUAGCUUCUCCUACUGUGAAGCCAUACCCACACAAGCCUCCAAAAUGUUCGGACUGUGGUCCCCUUUUUAUGAAGGCAUAUCAGAUGCGAGAUGCUGGAGCUGUUAUUCACAGUCACGGGAUAGAAUCAUGCCUUGCAACAAUGAUCAAUCCAUCAGCAAAGGAAUUUAGAAUUACUCAUAUGGAAAUGAUCAAAGGAAUCAAAGGGCAUGGUUACUAUGAUGAACUUGUGAUCCCAAUAAUAGAAAAUACAGCUUAUGAAUAUGAGCUCACAGAAUCUCUAGCUAAAGCAAUUGAAGCCUACCCGAAAACAACUGCUGUGCUUGUUCGAAACCAUGGCAUUUAUGUAUGGGGAGAUUCAUGGAUCCAUGCAAAAACUCAGGCUGAAUGUUACCACUAUCUCUUUGAUGCGGCCAUCAAGCUUUAUCAAUUGGGCCUAGACUGGUCUACUCCAAAUCAUGGUCCCAUUCAGAAAGUCAAAGAAGUUGUCGUAGGUGGUUGCAACGAUGGAGCAUCUUCAGAGCGUUGCAUUGUUCUUGACAUAGAAGGAACUACUACUCCAAUAUCAUUUGUGACCGAUGUUCUUUUUCCAUAUGCUCGCAACAAUGUCCACAAACAUUUGUCUCUAACAUUUGAUACUGCAGAGACUAAAGAAGACAUAAAGUUGUUGCGAUCUCAGGUGCAAGAUGAUCUGGAAAAAGGCAUUGCUGGAGCCGUGCCUAUUCCUCUUGAUGAUUCUGCAAAAGAGGAGGUUAUUGCAGCUAUAGUUGCGAAUGUUGAAGGCAUGAUAAAAGCUGACAGGAAGAUUCCUGCUCUAAAACAGUUGCAAGGUCAUAUAUGGCUAACUGGAUUUGAGAACAAUGAAUUGAAAGGUGAAGUUUUUGAGGAUGUACCAAGAGCUCUGGAAAGGUGGCAUGCCUCGGGCAUAAAGGUUUAUAUAUACUCGAGCGGUAGUAGGUUGGCACAGAGGCUUCUAUUUGGAAAUACAAAAUAUGGGGAUCUGAGAAAAUAUCUGUCAGGAUAUUUUGAUACCGCAGUGGGGAACAAAAGAGAAACGCGCAGUUACGUCGAAAUCAGAGAGUCUGUUGGCGUUGAUAAGCCAUCGGAAAUUUUGUUUGUCACUGAUGUUUUCCAGGAAGCUGUAGCUGCAAAAGCAGCAGGAUUGGAUGUGAAUAUAUCGAUACGACCCGGAAACGCUCCCCUUCCAGACAAUCAUGGGUUCAAAACCAUUCAAUCUUUUUCAGAAAUCUGAAGAGCUGACGAUUGGUUAACGAUACCUCAGACGAGUAUGUAUAGCGAUGACACUCAUCACAAUUUUGUUUCCCUGUCGCUCACCUUUUUCGUGAUUAGUUCCAUUACCAAACUGAUUUGAAAGUUGAGUUCUACCUUUGAUUUUAUUACAACGUCGCGUUCAUACAAAUAAGGAUUGAAUUAUCUUACACGAAAUAACAAAUGCAAUUCUAGUUUGAUGUAUGAUCUCAUUCAACUGAUAA
Benincasa hispida (wax gourd) is the source of this 1987-nucleotide messenger RNA. RefSeq names its product haloacid dehalogenase-like hydrolase family protein. Gene Ontology annotation, cellular component: cytoplasm. The record is from RefSeq and is a predicted model, not a curated record. Lineage: Eukaryota; Viridiplantae; Streptophyta; Magnoliopsida; Cucurbitales; Cucurbitaceae. Gene Ontology annotation, molecular function: magnesium ion binding; acireductone synthase activity.